Molecule: messenger RNA, 684 nt
Organism: Pongo pygmaeus (Bornean orangutan)
Lineage: Eukaryota; Metazoa; Chordata; Mammalia; Primates; Hominidae
Source: the annotation of a RefSeq genome assembly
AUGGCGCACGCAGCACAGGUAGGUCUACAAGACGCUACCUCUCCUAUCAUAGAAGAAUUGGUCAUCUUUCACGACCACGCCCUCAUAAUCAUCUUCCUAAUCUGCUUCCUAGUCCUGUACGCCCUUUUCCUAACACUCACAACGAAACUCACCAACACUAACAUCUCAGAUGCCCAAGAGAUAGAAACUAUUUGAACUAUCCUACCAGCCAUCAUCCUAAUUCUAAUCGCCCUCCCAUCUCUACGCAUCCUCUACUUAACAGACGAAAUCAACGACCCUUCCUUCACCAUUAAAUCAAUCGGCCAUCAAUGGUACUGAACCUACGAGUAUACUGACUAUGGCGGAUUGAUCUUCAACUCUUACAUGCUCCCACCACUAUUCCUAGAACCAGGCGACCUUCGACUCCUAGACGUCGACAAUCGAGUAGUCCUCCCAGUCGAAGCCCCCGUUCGCAUAAUAAUCACAUCCCAAGACGUCUUGCACUCAUGAACCGUCCCCUCACUAGGCCUGAAAACAGACGCAAUCCCCGGACGCCUAAACCAAACCACAUUCACUGCCACACGACCAGGAGUAUAUUAUGGCCAAUGCUCAGAAAUCUGUGGAGCUAACCACAGCUUUAUGCCUAUCGUCCUAGAACUAAUCCCCCUAAAAAUCUUCGAAAUAGGACCCGUAUUCGCUUUAUAA